Molecule: messenger RNA, 1196 nt
Organism: Coregonus clupeaformis (lake whitefish)
Lineage: Eukaryota; Metazoa; Chordata; Actinopteri; Salmoniformes; Salmonidae
Product: sialic acid-binding Ig-like lectin 13
Exons: 7
Coding region: 81-1196 (371 amino acids)
Source: RefSeq, a predicted model, not a curated record
CCACACUAUGGGUGUGUGAUAGUCUCUCCUGUGGACCGUUUACAUCAUUGGAAGGUGAUCAGUAGUGUGUGAGUUCUCACAUGGCUUGUCCUGAGAACAUGUUUUUUCUCAUUGGCCUCUUUAUGUCAGGUGUUUUGGCCUUUUUUGGCGAACGAGGUUUGAUCGCCACAAUGCCAGAUAGACUGGAUGUACUGACUGGCUCCUGUGUGCAAAUCCCAUGUGCAUUUGAAAUUCCUAACCAAAAGGACUAUACAUUUAACAGCACAAUACUUACCUUUGGAGUGUGGAUUAAAGAAUCACCACAGUUUGCUCAGAGUCCGAACAAUGUGAUAUUUAACAGUAGUAAGACGGACAACAGAUAUCAAGGGAACAUAACUGGAAACAUGUCCCAGAAGAACUGCACCACAGUCUUCUUCAAUGUAACCACCAGUUACUCUGAUAAAUACUUAUUCAGGAUUGACAGUCAACCAUACCGUGCAACAGACCCAGACAAGUCUGUUAAUAUAGAUGUCAGGGAUUUGCCUCCCAGCCCCAUCAUUACUGUCUCAGGUGAGGUGAAGGAAGAGACCCCUGUCAGUUUGAACUGCUCUGCUGUCGCUCCCUGUCCCGAACACCCCCCUGAGCUGACAUGGACCCUCCCAACACAGUUCACACCUGAGAACCAACUGCAGGAGAAUCCAGACCAAACCAAAUCAGUUCUCUCCAUAGUGAACUUCACUCCGUCAUACCUUCAUCAUGAGAAAAACAUCACUUGUACUGCAGUCUACCCAGUAGGGACAAUCAACAAGACAGCUGAACAUACCAUGAUGCUUAACGUUUCAUUCUCUCCUAAGGACACCUCAGCCUCCAUCAGUCCAGCUGGUCCAGUAUUAGUGGGCAGCUGUGUUAAUCUGACCUGCAGCAGUACAGCCAACCCUCCUGUGACAAACUUCACCUGGUUCAAUAUCAGUGGGGGUAAACCAACACAGAACUCGCCGGUUGGGACGGUGUGUGUUAACCAGACCACAGCCGGAGAGAAACCAGAGGAACCUGCAGAAGACCAGCCUGAAGAGAUCCACUAUGGUGACAUAGACUUCUCCAAACUACGGCCCAAAGAGACCCCAGCUGCAGCCCAGGACAGGAACAGGGUCCAGGGGCAGGAGACCCAGAGUAAGACUGGUCUGAGAGCCCAGACCAUCAAGACGAAUGACCCAUAA